UAUGAGAAAGGGCCGGUGGGAAGGGUUCCUUGCCGCUCCUUGGAAGCCCAGAGUUUAAUACGAGCAGCCCCCGAGGAGGGCGGAGGGUAAGGAGGUGACCCGCCAUCCUCAUGUCCUGCCCCGCCGAGGCGGAGAUGCUGGAGCAGGGGCCGUCCCGGCCCUUUCCGCGCCCCCCGGCGUGGGGACUCUUACUGCGGCGGGGAGCCCGGGACUCGGGCCGCCCCGCAUUGCUCCCCUCCCUGCGGGAGGGGGUCCGGACUGCCCGGCGAGCCAGCUCUGUACCAGCUGCCCACUUGCCCCGCUUCUUGCGCUCUUUCCUCCGCACCGUCCGCACCGUUCCUCUGCCCCGGGAUGCCUCCCAACCUCACCGGCUAUUACCGCUUCGUCUCCCAGGAGAACAUGGACAAUUACCUGCGGGCUUUAGAUAUAAACGUGGUCCUGCGAAAACUGGUUUGUCUACUGAAGCCUGACAAAGAGAUCAUUCACACGGGAGAUCACAUGGUCAUCCGCACCAUCACCUCCCUGCGGGACUACGUGAUGGAUUUUGACCUGGGAGUCCAGUUUGAGGAAGACUUGGGGCCUGUGGAUGGACGCAAGUGCCAGACAACUGUCUCCUGGGAGGGGGAUCAGCUGGUGUGUGAGCAGCUAGGAGAGAAGAGGAACCGAGGCUGGAGGCACUGGCUGGAGGGGGACAAGUUGCAUCUGCGCAUGACUGCUGAAGAUGAGAUCUGCGUCCAGGUUUUCCAGAAGGUGAAGUGAUCAAUCCCCGGAGGGAUGCCCGGACGGGACCCUCUGUCCCCAGUAUGAAAAAGAAAAGAAAACGAAAUAAGACCCGAGCGAGCCGA
This is a messenger RNA of Myiozetetes cayanensis, 845 nucleotides long. It is a transcript of the gene RBP5, whose product is annotated as retinol binding protein 5. Gene Ontology annotation, molecular function: fatty acid binding. Gene Ontology annotation, cellular component: cytosol; nucleus. Gene Ontology annotation, biological process: fatty acid transport. The transcript has 4 exons. The record is from RefSeq and is a predicted model, not a curated record. NCBI's taxonomy places the organism in Eukaryota, Metazoa, Chordata, Aves, Passeriformes, Tyrannidae. The coding region runs from base 352 to 759 and encodes 135 amino acids.